Molecule: messenger RNA, 791 nt
Organism: Daldinia decipiens
Lineage: Eukaryota; Fungi; Ascomycota; Sordariomycetes; Xylariales; Hypoxylaceae
Exons: 2
Coding region: 139-588 (149 amino acids)
Source: RefSeq, a predicted model, not a curated record
GGACAGAAAUUACAGGUACGCCCACGCCCUGUUAGUCAGCAUACUCGGCAUAGUUUAGCAGUAGCCAGCGUCCUUCCCCCGCAUCUCUAGAAGGAAUCUACCUAGGUUAGGUAGGUUAUAAUACCUAAAUCUCCAAUAAUGCUCAGGCGAACCGGGCUCCGGAAGCCAAUCCCCAAGUCUUCAUCCCUGUCUUUAGCCCCUCCCCCACCUUACCGUACCCCUUAUUCUCCUCGUCCUUCUACUACUCCACCUUCACUAUGUCCACCUUCACUAUGGUUCACGCUAUCGUCCCCAGCGUCCCCAGCGUCCCCAGCGCUCCCAGUAUCCCCGCACCGGGAAUACCGGGUGGAUGAUCUCCCAUACUGUUCCUACUUAUCUCAACUUGCCGGGCCUAUGCCCACUGAAUUGCCCAUCCCGACUUCAUGGACCGAAACCGCACCUGUCGGUAGCCCAUGCAAUCGAUACGGAGGGGAACUGUUCGGCAAAAACUUGGCUUUCGAUGGAGUAACCAAUGGGCUCGACCUUCGUGGCUUAAGUGUGCGUCAACGCCAUGUUAAUAGCUCUCACGCAACGACUUUCUGGGCCUAGAGCAACAAUAGCAACAAUAGCAACCACCGCAACAACAGCAACAACCAAAAAUACUCAACAACAGUCCGUCACUUUAGAUAUAUUGAAACAGCAACAGUUCCGCGCAUCUUCCACGUCUAAGCCCGCCAUGUACACAGCAUCGUUUGCCUUUUUCGAGGCGAUAUGGGAGGCAGGUGUCACGCACUGCUUCGUCAACUUAGGCU